AUGAUCUCCUUCCGCUUCAUAGUGGUUCCCGGUGCCACCCUGGAGGUCCAGGCUCUCGCGGGUGACACUUCGUCGAGCCAAGGAGCGCUCGACAGCUUCCAGGCCGCCGUGGAGGCGGCCAGGCUGCGCAGCAUCCCGGGGUCCUGCCACGCGUCGCUGAGCCUCGGCGCGCGCCCCGUGGUCUUCACCUCUGACCUGUACGGCAACGCCUGCGAGCCGGAGUGGACGCGGGAGGCCAUCAACCUGGUUCGAUCCCUGCUCUCGCUGCAGGGAGCGGGGCAGGGCCUGGAGUGGGGGGCGGGCUCCUCCACGCUCUGGCUCCUCUCCGGCCUGAUUGGACAGCUGGAAAGCGUGGAGCAUGAUGUGGGGGUUGCAACCAAGGUCAACGCCACGAUGCAGUCGGCAUUUGGGGCGGAGGACCUGCAGGCGCGGUGGCGACUGCGGGUCGUCCCGCCGGCGGGGCCGGUGCUCACCUUCCUCCAGGCGGAGUCGUAUGAGCACUACUUCACCGCCUACAUCGAGGCACCAGAAAACAGGGAGGGCGCCUACUCAUUCAUCGCCGUGCAGGGCAUGGCGCGCCUGGCAGCGCUCAGACGCGCCGUGAAGCUGCUCCAGCCUUCGGGAGGCGUCCUGGUGCUGGCCAACUCUCAGCGCAAGGCUUACGGCCCCGCAACCUCCAUCGUCCCCGAGCACUGGCGCGUGCACACCAGCGGAGAUGAGCGGGGGGCGACGACUGUCUGGCAGUCGUGCCUUCCGGGGGCUUGCUGA
Messenger RNA from Auxenochlorella protothecoides, 768 nucleotides. RefSeq lists its product as hypothetical. The coding region runs from base 1 to 768 and encodes 255 amino acids. Lineage: Eukaryota; Viridiplantae; Chlorophyta; Trebouxiophyceae; Chlorellales; Chlorellaceae. The record is from RefSeq and is a predicted model, not a curated record. The transcript is spliced from 4 exons.